This is a messenger RNA of Fusarium odoratissimum NRRL 54006, 1756 nucleotides long. RefSeq lists its product as uncharacterized. Gene Ontology annotation, molecular function: protein binding. Bases 162 to 1391 code for a protein of 409 amino acids. The record is from RefSeq and is a predicted model, not a curated record. The transcript has 2 exons. Lineage: Eukaryota; Fungi; Ascomycota; Sordariomycetes; Hypocreales; Nectriaceae.
CUUCUCUUCCCUUUUCCCACAUUCAACCUUACUUUAGAGACAUCCGCGUAAAUACUUCCUGUGUUCUCUUUAUUUUGCCCUAAUUUCUACCUUUCCACCCCUGCUUCUACCAGCCACAACGCAGAUCAUUUACCAGCGGCUAGGAGGCUCUCACUUACACCAUGUCUGCUUCGCGAUCUGGCGCUGCCGUUCCAGCAGUCAGUGCCAACUUCGAAGAAUCUCUCGCUUCCAAGCCCUUUCUCUUCGUUGUCGGGCCAGAGGCCAAGGAGUUCCAUGUACACAAGGAACUCAUCGGCCGACAAUCGCCAGUCCUAAACGCCCUGGUAAAUGGGAAUAUGAGAGAAGCUCGAGAAGGUCGCGUCGUAUGGGCAGACCUAGAUGUCGACACUUUUGUGCGCUUCGCCAAAUUCGCCUACUCUGGUGACUACAGUGAAGCACAGCCUGUUCUUAUCCCGGCACCAGAACUGGACACUGAAGGCAACCACUCGCCACUCAAAUCAUAUACUCAUGAUGGGAAUGGCUAUGCAUCCUCGUCUGGGCAGGACUCAGAUGACUCUCGCAGCACCAGCUCGGAUUCGGAGGAAAUACGUGACGACAAUGAUUCUGAUGAAGACGAGGACCUUGAUGACGAUGAUGACUCUUCUGAAGGCACUCCAACCGGACACCACAGCCCUGCGGGCGACGAGGCAAGUUCAUCUGAGGCUUCCACCACUGUAGACCACAUGCCGACACGCAAUGGCGGUAAUCGACCCCCUUUCACCUACACCUACACCUAUGAAUAUUGCGAGUGGAAGCUGCCAGCGGCCGUUGGCGAGUUUAUACAGAGUUAUCAGUCCAACAACGACCAACAAAAUGGAGUUCUACAGUUGGCUGAAGACGGUGGGUUAUCAAGACGCAAACGCAGGUGUCCGGAUCAAAGUUAUAUGCUUGACGUAACAACCCCAAUAGGAAAGCGGUUUGAAGCAAUGAGAAACUUUGCCCGUCCUCCUUACAACUCACCCAUGAUUCACGGCGGCGCUCCGGCCGUGACUAGUUUGCAGAACACACAAGAAGGCAAAUACUCAUAUCUGCCUGUCUUCCUCAGCCACGCACGUCUCUACAUCCUGGCGGAUAAGUAUGGUGUUGAAGAUCUCCGCCGUCUCUCCAUCUGCCGCCUCCAUUGUAUACUCUACUACUUUUACUUCGACCAAUACCAUGUUCCCGACAUUGUGGCCCUCGCGCAGGAGCUAUUCGAGAAUACUGUGGAGGAUGACAUUGCACGAGAGAUUAUUGUGGAGUACUUUGUGUGCUUCAUUGAGUACAUCCGGGAUACCCCAGAAGUCAAAGAGCUACUACGCAAGGGAGGUGACUUUCCUGUAGCGUUGGUCUCUCGUAUGGCCAUGCGCUUGUAAACAGGAGAAGGCCUACAUGUGGCACUGGACUGAGACGGAAGCGAGGCGUUAGGAUUAGACAUGUCAGGACGUUCAGGAUUUGAAAAGGAUAUUUCGGACUACUUGGCUUUGCUUCUUCAUUCCUCUACAGGAGGGAAAAGAAUGGGGAAACAUCAUCGUUGGUUUGUGGCUGUCAAUUUCGUUCAGGUACGGGAUUUACUGUCUUGCGGACAAUUCGAUAGAAAAGCCUAGGUUACUAAAAUAAUGGCUAUUCAGCACGUGUUAUAUGCUCCGUAAGAGAUGCGAAUGCAAAGGCGAAAGACGUCACACAAUAGGCACACAUAGAGCAUGGACAGGUACACAGGACUAAUGGAAGUAAGUCAUCG